Molecule: messenger RNA, 1517 nt
Organism: Clunio marinus
Lineage: Eukaryota; Metazoa; Arthropoda; Insecta; Diptera; Chironomidae
Source: the annotation of a GenBank genome assembly
GUAAUAGGAGAAUUGCCCUAAUUUAAUGUAAAUAAAAAAUGGAAAAAUUAAAUAUGAAUUUAAAUAUUCAGCAACUACCAGAGGAAAUAAUUGAAAAAAUUCUAAGCUUUUUAAAUCUUGAAUCACUAAAAGCUGCUGCACUUACAUGCAAAACAUUGAAUGAAAUAUCUUCCCAAAUGAGAUGGGAAUUGAAGUUGGAAUUCGACAACGAAAUUGAAGAAGAGCCAUGGGUUGACGUCCUCUUAACAAGUAACAGAAAUUUCAUAUCAAUUCGGUGUGAUGGAUACAUUGACAAGCAAAACAUUCGAUUGAUGAACUUUUUUGAAAACCAUGGCUGCAAAAUUCAGAAAUUAGUUAUAGAAGGUGGAAAAUUUCACGAUUCCAAAAUAUUUUGUGAUAUAUUGAGUACCAUGCCGAAGUUGAAAGAAAUCAGCUUUUAUAAUUCAAACACUAAAGGUAGAUUCGCAGACAACAUUUCCGAAGAUCAUUUGCCUCAUCUUCCAAAAUUGGAAACGUUAAAGUUAGAUGAAAGUGAUUUUGAAUUGAUGAAGUAUUUCAAAGAAACCCAAAUAAAUUCAUUGGAAAUAGUGAAUCAUAACACAGAACUAGAAAUGAAGAUUCUUUUGGACUUUCUGACUAAUCAAAAGAAUUUAAAAUGUCUUAAUUUAGUAUCAAUUUCUGGAAUUUUUUUUUCUGAAUUCUUCAAAACUUCUAUUCCUGCUGAAAACAUCCCGUUUAAAUUGAAGGAACUCUUAUUGUCGGACAUUAAUAAAAUAGAAACGUUCAAUCACUAUAAUUUGUUGAAGUUUUUGGAAUUUCAUUCGGAUACGGUUGAAAAGUUGGGGCUUAUUGGCUUAUUGGCCGAUUUCGUGUUUGAAUUUAUUUUUGCAAAAUUCAAAAGACUUGUUUCAUUGACAUUCUUUAAUAGAGCACUUCCUUGUGACCUGCCACUAUAUAAGCGACUUGAAAUCAAUCGAAAUAUUAAAAUACUCAAUAUUCCUCACCUUCAUCUGAUAGAAAUUAAAGAAGAUGCUCUAACAGAAUUUUUCAAGCACGUUCCUAAUGUUGAAAAGUUGAGAACAAGUACCAUGAUGAGCUUGGACAUAGUUUUGAAUGCAUUAACUCGUUUGAAGCAUUUAGAACUUUAUGGCUUGUCUCCAACUUUACGCCAGAUUAAGUCGCAAAGCUUACAAUCGAUUACCAUUGAUUGCUUGGCUUUUAUUCAUGACUGGGAAAAAUUUGCAACUGACAAUCCGAAAGUUGACACAAUGAAAAUUAGAAUUAUAGAUGAAACUUUCGACAUUGUAGAGUUGCUGACGAACAUGAAACUGCAACACUUGGACUUACCAGUGAUCAAAGUCGACGACAAUGUCUGCAAAACCUUACGUGAAAACACUCAAGAUAUGCAAUCGUUGCGUAUCCAUAAAGCAAGUUUUGAGAACUGUCAAGAAAAUCUUUCCGAUAUCAAAUGCCUUCGAUUUCAUGACGAGAGUGGAAAUGAUGACGAAGACAAAAUU